Molecule: messenger RNA, 258 nt
Organism: Mesorhabditis belari
Lineage: Eukaryota; Metazoa; Nematoda; Chromadorea; Rhabditida; Rhabditidae
Source: the annotation of a GenBank genome assembly
AUGGACGCUAUCAAGAAGAAGAUGCAAGCGAUGAAGAUCGAGAAGGACAACGCUCUCGAUCGAGCCGACGCCGCCGAGGAGAAAGUGCGACAAUGCUUGGAUAAACUCGAGAGAGUUGAAGAGGAGCUCCGUGAUACGCAGAAGAAAGUUGGACAUGUCGAGCAAGAGUUGGAGAAAUCCACUCAAGAUCUUGAAGCCGCCGAAAAUCUUCUCCAAGAGAAACAGAAGAAAGUCGAAGCGGUUAGUGAAAAGUUGUAU